This is a messenger RNA of Achroia grisella, 1403 nucleotides long. RefSeq lists its product as uncharacterized. Gene Ontology annotation, cellular component: mitochondrion. Gene Ontology annotation, molecular function: ATPase inhibitor activity. Lineage: Eukaryota; Metazoa; Arthropoda; Insecta; Lepidoptera; Pyralidae. The coding region runs from base 1 to 1194 and encodes 397 amino acids. Gene Ontology annotation, biological process: negative regulation of ATP-dependent activity. The transcript is spliced from 5 exons. The record is from RefSeq and is a predicted model, not a curated record.
AUGUGGAAGCCAAUUAUAUUAGACGUUGAGUGCAUCGUUUGCAACAAAUCGUUGCAAAAAAUUAACCACGAUCCCAAAGAGGUAAGAAAGAAGAUGGGCAAGAUAAUUAACAGGCGGUCCAGGACGCCGAACUGGUCUAUAGACGAGAAACAGUACCUACUUGAGUUAAUUAAGCAACGUAAGGAUGCAGUUGUUACAAAGAACAACAAUGGACCUAAUUAUUCUGAAGAAAAGGAUGUCGCCUGGAAUGAAAUUCUCAGAGAACUAGCAUCGAGAUUCGGUAAUAAGUUUUCAACUAGUUCGAUAAAGAAGGUAAAGACUCAGUGGCAAAACAUGAAGAGGAUUGCUCGGGAAGAGAUCGCUUCGGUCGGUCCGGCAGUGGAGAAGUUUACUCGACAAUCGUUAGAAGUCUGUAAUAUUCUUGACCUGGUGCAAGACGGUGUUUUAAAGGAUGAGAGUUUGAAUGAUACGACGUUAACCACUAAUGUCGUAAUUAAGGCCGAACGUAUUGACGAUGAAAUUAACCAGGCUAGCUGUAGUGGAACAAACACCUUCUCGACCAUCGACAAUCAACAGAAUUCAAUGACAAUUGAACUUGGCUCACUGAGAUCCUCAUCUACCGAACAAAUAUCUGAGACCAACGACUACGACUCUCAUGAUGAAAGGAUCGAUACUGUCGAUGUUAUUUCUGGCAAGAAGAAUGCUUCAUGUAUGACGGACGCCCCUUAUCCUGAGGAGAAAUUAAAUAACAAUCCAUUUGAAACAGAGUUCAAAGAAUUUCUCAGGUAUACAGCAGUUGAAAAGAAAUUAAAAAUGGAUUCGUUACAAGAGGAACGUUUCGUAGUAAAAGCUAUGAGGGAGACAGCCGAAUUAAAUAAAAUUACUGCAGAACAGCGUCUAAAACAUGUAUUAUGGGUGAAGCGACAGGAAAUGGCAAUGUAUUCCGGCGAGCCUGGAUCUGGAGCUGGCAAGGGUGGUGGCGGUGGUGGCUCCAUUCGUGAGGCUGGUGGAUCAUUUGGCAAGAUGGAGGCAGCUAGGGAAGAUGAAUACUUUUACAAGAAGCAAAAGGAACAAAUCCAGAGCCUAAGAGGUCAUUUGAGCAAAGAAAUUGCUUUCCAUCAGGAGCAGAUAAAACGCCAUGAGGAUGCGAUCAGGAGACACAAAGAGCAGAUGACCGACAUUGAGAAGAAAUAAAGGAUGUUUUACAUGAAGUAAUAUCUCCUUUCGGCAUAAAAUUUAAGCUACACAUAUAAGUAACAUCGGUAACUUAGUCUGAAUAUAUAAUUAAAAUGUACUUGAUGUUUUAAGUUUGAAAUUUGUUUUGUUACUGAGGCCGUUACUUACUGUUUUUAUUUUGUUUAGUUAUUAGUUUGAAGUUUGAACAAUAUAUUAUUUACGAAAUA